AUGAAGCCGGCGCGGCUGAUGCUGCUGCUGAGCGGGUGCGCGCUGCUGCUGGCGCCGGCCGUGCGGGGCUGCGGGCCGGGCAGGGUAGUGGGCAGCCGCCGCCGCCCGCCCCGCAAGCUCAUCCCGCUUGCCUACAAGCAGUUCAGCCCCAAUGUUCCCGAGAAGACGCUGGGGGCCAGUGGCCGCUACGAGGGCAAGAUCGCGCGUAACUCGGAGCGCUUCAAGGAGCUCACGCCCAACUACAACCCCGACAUCAUCUUCAAGGACGAGGAGAACACCGGCGCCGACCGGCUUAUGACCCAGCGCUGCAAGGACCGCUUGAACUCCCUGGCCAUCUCUGUCAUGAAUCAGUGGCCAGGGGUGAAGCUGCGGGUGACAGAGGGCUGGGAUGAAGAUGGGCACCACUCGGAGGAGUCACUGCAUUAUGAGGGCCGAGCUGUGGACAUCACGACCUCAGACAGGGACCGCAACAAGUACGGCAUGCUGGCUCGCCUGGCCGUGGAAGCUGGCUUUGACUGGGUCUACUAUGAGUCCAAGGCACACAUCCACUGCUCCGUCAAGUCAGAGCACUCCGCCGCUGCGAAGACAGGGGGCUGCUUCCCUGGGCGGGCGCUGGCGACGCUGGAGGACGGUGCCCAGAUGCCGCUGUGGGCACUGCGCCCAGGCCAGCGGGUGCUGGCGAUGGACAGGGCAGGCAGGCCCACCUACAGUGACUUCUUGGCUUUCCUGGACAAGGAGCCUCGAGCUCUCACCUCCUUCCACGUCAUCGAGACGCGGGAGCCACCCCGGCGCCUGGCCCUGACGCCUACCCACUUGCUCUUCGUGGCUGAGAAUGCCUCAGUGCUUGCAUCCCACUUCCACCCCACCUUUGCCAGCCAUGUGCGCCCUGGACAUUUUGUGCUGGUGGUGGCAGGGGGAGGUGGCUUGCAGCCUGCUGAGGUGGUGGGGGUGCGGCACCAGAGGGACAUAGGAGCCUAUGCCCCACUGACGCGCCAUGGGACGCUGGUGGUGGACGGCAUGGUGGCCUCGUGCUUUGCCCUGGUGCAGGAGCAACAUCUGGCACAGAUGGCCUUCUGGCCACUUCGGCUCUACCACAGCCUGGUGGGGUGGCCAGGGAUGCAGGGAGAUGGUAUGCACUGGUACUCAUGGCUGCUCUACUGCUUGGGCAGGCUGCUCCUGCCCCCUGACAGCUUCCACCCACUGGAGGUACCCCGGGCAGAGAGCUGA
This is a messenger RNA of Indicator indicator, 1227 nucleotides long. It is a transcript of the gene IHH, whose product is annotated as Indian hedgehog signaling molecule. The coding region runs from base 1 to 1227 and encodes 408 amino acids. Gene Ontology annotation, biological process: regulation of gene expression; cell fate specification; multicellular organism development. The record is from RefSeq and is a predicted model, not a curated record. Gene Ontology annotation, molecular function: calcium ion binding; patched binding. NCBI's taxonomy places the organism in Eukaryota, Metazoa, Chordata, Aves, Piciformes, Indicatoridae. The transcript is spliced from 3 exons.